UAGGCUCCUGCGCAGUCUUUCCUUUUUUUUUUUCUUCCUUGGCGUGUGUUUUGGUUUACGGAUGCUUAGGAGGCUCGUCGGUAACUCUCGCGACCACUAAACACACAGCAACACAGCCGUUGUGACAGCCGCGCGCACACACACGUCCAGACGAGAAGACAUGGCCCUGUGCUCCGAGUCCGCUAACGUUAGCUCCGUGGUGGGCGGGCAGCCGAAGAAGGAGAGGAAGGUGGCUCUUAUCACCGGCAUCACCGGACAGGAUGGUUCCUACCUGGCUGAGUUCCUGCUCGAUAAAGGCUACGAGGUUCAUGGCAUUAUGCGCCGCUCAAGCUCCUUCAACACGGGUCGCAUCGAGCAUCUUUACCAGAACCCGCAGACGCACACUGAAGGCAACAUGAAGCUGCACUAUGGCGAUCUGACUGACAGCACGUGCCUGGUGAAAAUCGUCAACCUGGUGAAGCCGUCGGAGAUCUACAACCUGGGCGCUCAGAGUCACGUCAAGAUCUCCUUCGAGUUGGCCGAGUACACCGCGAACGUGGACGGCGUCGGCACCCUUCGUCUCUUGGACGCCGUGAAGACGUGCGGUCUGACCAACAGCGUAAAAUUCUACCAGGCCUCCACUAGUGAGCUUUACGGCAAAGUCCAGGAGAUCCCUCAGAAGGAAACCACUCCCUUCUAUCCUCGCUCACCUUACGGUGCCGCGAAGCUCUACGCCUACUGGAUCGUGGUGAACUUUCGAGAGGCCUACAACAUGUUCGCUGUCAACGGGAUCCUCUUUAACCACGAGAGCCCGAGGAGAGGUUCAAACUUUGUGACGCGUAAGAUCAGCCGUUCUGUGGCAAAGAUCCACCUCAGCCAACAGGAGAAGUUCAGCCUGGGCAACCUGGACUCCAAGAGGGACUGGGGCCACGCCAAAGACUACGUGGAGGCUAUGUGGCUGAUGCUGCAAGAGGAGGAGCCAGAGGAUUUCAUCAUAUCGACGGGGGAGGUGCACAGUGUGAGGGAGUUUGUGGAGAAGGCCUUCGCGCAUGUGGGGAAGACAAUUGUGUGGGAGGGAAAGGAUGAGAAUGAGCUUGGCCGUUGCCAGGAGACGGGAGUGAUCCAUGUAAAGGUGGACCCUAAAUUCUACCGUCCUACUGAAGUGGAUUACCUGCAAGGCGACAGCACCAAAGCAUAUCAGAGGUUGGGUUGGAAGCCAAAGGUCACUUUUGAGGAGCUGGUGAAGGAGAUGGUGGACGCAGACAUCGAGCUAAUGAAGAAAAACCCAAACGCCUGAGUCCAAAUCAGUCUUCAUUCCACCCAGGACCGAAACUUUUUAACACUCCGGUGCGUGUUGAACAUGUUGAAAGUAAUUGUGUCCUUUUUUUAUUUAGGGGGAUUUAUUGUUUGUUUCUUGUGUCCAUUUCUUGCAUUUUUUAUUUUUUUGCUGUCACAUGACAGAUGCCUUUUUGUAUUUCCACACUGAUCAUGUCAUAAUGUGUGUUGAUGGCCAGGGUUAUGGGUUUUGGUUUAUUUUGAUUAUGGCUGUAUUUAUUUAGAUGUCAGCAUUUUAUGUCAGAGGAUGAAAUCAAUUAAAUAUGAAUAAAUUCAAAAAUUAAUAUUUGAUGUUGGAAAAUAGCAAUCAACUGGUAUGUAAAUGAACACAUGCGCUGUUUGGUAUAAUAAAGACUAGUCUUAA
This is a messenger RNA of Cyclopterus lumpus (lumpfish), 1678 nucleotides long. It is a transcript of the gene gmds, whose product is annotated as GDP-mannose 4,6-dehydratase. Gene Ontology annotation, biological process: GDP-mannose metabolic process. The transcript is spliced from 11 exons. The record is from RefSeq and is a predicted model, not a curated record. NCBI's taxonomy places the organism in Eukaryota, Metazoa, Chordata, Actinopteri, Perciformes, Cyclopteridae. Gene Ontology annotation, molecular function: GDP-mannose 4,6-dehydratase activity. Bases 161 to 1276 code for a protein of 371 amino acids.